Molecule: messenger RNA, 4020 nt
Organism: Exophiala bonariae
Lineage: Eukaryota; Fungi; Ascomycota; Eurotiomycetes; Chaetothyriales; Herpotrichiellaceae
Exons: 2
Coding region: 1-4020 (1339 amino acids)
Source: RefSeq, a predicted model, not a curated record
AUGACCCUUGUACGCUGGCCCAUGCCGCAGCCCGAUCCAGCCGCCGCCUCAUGGUCCAACGAUAAAACUUUCUCCGAUACUGCUGUUUCCGCCGUAGCUCCAGCUGGCUAUUCGCAGCAGAUCACCGAUGCUCAUAUAUGGACAGCAGGUGAUGGGUUCCUCGGAGUGGCUGUGCUUGAAGAGUAUGAUGCUUCCAUCGGUGCUCUCCUCUGCGACUCCCUGGAAGCAUGUUCAUCGUUUCAGAUAUACUUUGAGAAAGAGGAGGGUUCUGAGGUUGUCAUCAAGGUUGCUUUCUGGGCCGGUGCUUUUGCUGCUCCCGAUUCAGCCAGUGCAAACGCUCUCAUCGCAGGUCUGAAUGGAUAUACGAACACCACCUUGAGUACUCCAGAUGGGUUCGAUGUUCCCUCGUACGUGGGCAACCAAGCCAUUCGACCACCUUCAGGGUCCAAUUAUUUCCUCGAUUCCAAAAUCUUCCAUGGUCCCUUUGACACGGCUUCUUGCUCGAAGGAAUGUGAAAUCUUAGGAUGCAACUUCUUCAAUACUUAUAUUGUCUUGAAGAAUGGCGUGAACCAAGGUCAAUAUUGUGAUGUUUACAGUGAUGCCAUCGGCCAUGAAUGGGCUACAGAGUCCGGGAGCACAGUUGGAAAAACCAAUUGGACAAUCUCUCACAGCUUCACAUGCACGUGGGCUGGUGAAAAACGUGGCCAAGACCCGAGCAGCAGUUCUGCAUCUGCUUCAACAACCAUGGGUGUCCAAGGUGCGGGUGACAAAGGCUCAUGGGAACACCAUCAUCCUUGGCAUGGAAGUGGUCCGAGGAUCAGCACCUCCAUCAUCGGAUCGUCAACAUCGUCAACUACCUCGAAGAGUUCGAGCUCGAUUCAUGUUAGUGAGACGACAACAAAAACGAGAUGGGGAACCGGAGCUUCCACUCAACCUGUUCAUGAAACUUCAUCGACAAAACCUCAAAGUUCAAGCUCUUCAUUGAUCGAUCCCAUUGGUCAUGGCUCAACCAGUUCGUUAAGCUCUGAGGCUGUUACACGUUCAACACCUGGUCAUUCAUGGCUACAUGACAUGACAAUCGCUCUCUCAUCGGUUGAUCCAGCCACAACUUCGAGCACAACCCCCUUCGUCAUUUCCACCACUUCCUCGUUGGCGGCAACGACAAGCGGCCACGCGGUCAACCCCACGUACAAUGGAUCUCACACUUGGAACGGCACUUUGCCCAACGUUACGCAUUGGUAUGAUUGGCUGUACAAUCAGUCGACAAGCGCAUUGACCACCACCACGACUUCCACCUUGCCCGUUGAUCCGGCAACUACAACAACUUCGAGUACUUCGACAACAAGUAUUGCUUACCCAUCAGAUUUUCCCUACAAUGCAGGUCACCCGUGGAACGGAACAUUGCCGAAUGGUACUCAUUGGUUUGACUGGCUCUACAACAGCUCUUCGAGCUCUGUAACCUCAACCACCACCUCGACUUUGGAUGUUGAUCCGGAAACUACCACGACGUCUUCUAGUGCUUCUUCGACUACAACAGCUACACAUCCGCCAGCACCUCCCUUUAAUGGAACACAUCUAUGGAAUGGGACACUACCGAACGGCACUCAUUGGUACGACUGGCUGUACAAUGAAACAACGAGCGCCUUGAUCACAACUAAAACCACGACCUCGACAUUGAUAGUCGAUCCUUUGACUACUACGACGUCUAGCCAAGCUUACAUUAUAACGAGCAGUGUGUAUCCCACCGUCUCGUUCAAUGGGUCGUUGUGGAACGGCACACACUGGUACGACUGGAUUUUCAACGAGACAACCAGUUCGCUGACCACGACCACCACUUCAACGUUGUUCAUAGAUCCUGAGACAACCACCACGACCAGUGCUUAUUUGACUACAGUUACGUAUCCAGCCACAAACCCCUGGAAUGGUACGUUGUGGAACGGGACUCACUGGAAUGGAACUCUACCUAACGGCACACACUGGUAUGACUGGCUUUACAAUGAGACGUCACCUUUGAGUACAACUACAUCGACCUUGUUUGUUGACCCAGCCACUACUACCACAAGUGAUUAUGCAACUUCUACGACUGCUUACUCAGGGUACCCCUUCAAUGGGACCUUUUCAAAUCAUACUCACUGGACUGAUUGGAAUGUGACAAAUGGAACUCACUGGCAAGACUGGCUUUAUAAUGACACAACAAGCUCCUCAGUCAGUACAACUACAUCUACACUGUUUGUAGAUCCCACUUCUCUUACCACAAGCACUACCACGUAUGCAUAUAUCACGACCACUAGUGCAUAUCCCAGUGGCAUCCCAUACAAUGGUUCUUUUCCUAACGGAACUCACUGGACUGACUGGAAUGUAACAUUACCCAACGGGACUCACUGGCAAGAUUGGGUUCACAACGACACGGCAAGCUCCUCGAUCAGUACAACUACAUCUCCGUUGUUUGUGGACCCCGUUACCACCACCACCACCACUACGAGCGCCCACGUUACAACCAGUGCCGUGUAUCCAUAUCCAACAGGCUUCAAUGGAACUUUUCCUAACAAUACACAUUGGACAGACUGGAACAUCACGCUCCCCUUCAACGGUACUUUACCAAACGGCACUCACUGGUAUGAUUGGAUCUAUAAUUCAACCACCACGAGUGAGACUGCUACAACAACUAUCACUUCUUUACUCGUGGAUCCAACUGAGACAAGCACUACUUCACUCUAUGUAACCACCAGUGCUUAUUCCACGUAUCCUUCUUAUAAUGGCUCUUUUCCCAAUGGAACGCACUGGACAGAUUGGAAUAUCACGCUUCCGGGAAACAGCACUCACUAUUGGCCAUACAAUGAAACUACAACCAGCGCUGCAGUUGUAGAAACGACUACUACCAGCACCGUAUCUCUGACUACCACCACCACCAUGAGUUCCGCCGAUCCAACAACUACCGGUCCAGCCUACAAUGCGCAUGGCAACACUUCGUUCCCAUCAUUCCCCUAUAAUGGCACCCAAGGCAAUUCUUCAUUUCCAUCGUUCCCACACAACGGCACUCAAGGCAACUCGUCUUUCCCUUCAUUCCCAUCUAGCAAUGCUUCUUAUCCAAGCAGUAAUUCCUCGUGGGCCGAAAAUGGUUGUGACCCCACACCGCCAUCUCAAAUCUUGAAGAAUCCUUCAUUCGAGUGCUCUUUAGGUGGCUGGGCCAUAGUUGAAGGAGAUAUCGUGUGGGGAGGAAUGGCAGCUCCAACGAUAAAGAGAAAGAUGAAGAAGCGUGAUACUACGUCUCCAGAUCUUGCUUCAGACGGCAAGGGAUUUGCUCGUCUGCAUCCAAGUUCAUCGUCUGAUAUUGCUACACUUUCACAGACUCUCUAUACAGCUGCAGCAAACGGAAGCUAUUGGUAUUCAUUUGAUUACAGAGUCCCAGCGUCUGGAGACACCCCAGCCGAAUGUUCAUUGACUGUGUCUGACGAUGAAGGUGUGCUGCAAGUUGUGUCCGGACUUGACUCCGCGACCGAGUGGACUAAAACUGGAAACGAAUUCAAGAUCAAGGAAUUUACAUCGACAUUCUCCUGGGCAUUCAGCUGCAACGGUGCUGAAACCGAGUCACCUAUUCUGGAUCUUGACAAUUUUCGUCUAGGGGGUAGCAACGGGACAUGGGCGUUCUCCAAUGGCACAUUCGCAGGGCCUCCCUCAAACAUUACCUUUGGCGGGCCACCUGCGAACGGUAACUUCUCGUUCCCUCCAGCCAACCUGACCUACCCUGUCGUCGCCCCUCCUACAUAUAACUUGACUGCCCCUGCUGUUGCUCAGCCGCCUCAAAACGAGACGAUUCCUUCGGAUGAAGGCAACGACGACUCCACAACUUCCACCGGCACCUCCACGAAGCAGACUACCACAGGUGAUGAGACUGUAGAACCGACCGAGAACGAUGCACCAGCCCCAGAAUCAGGCGAUGCUCCCACUAACGGGACGACAACAAUCCCACCACCUACUCGCAGAAGAUUUAGACCGCGGCACCGGAAUGCCAGGCUGUGA